Eptesicus fuscus (big brown bat) is the source of this 3325-nucleotide messenger RNA. It is a transcript of the gene POC5, whose product is annotated as POC5 centriolar protein. NCBI's taxonomy places the organism in Eukaryota, Metazoa, Chordata, Mammalia, Chiroptera, Vespertilionidae. The record is from RefSeq and is a predicted model, not a curated record. The transcript is spliced from 12 exons. Gene Ontology annotation, cellular component: centrosome. The coding region runs from base 509 to 2188 and encodes 559 amino acids.
GCGUCCUUUGGUUUACCUGGCAAUAGAGAAGCGCUCGGAACUUUUUAUCUCCUGGUUUCUGACGUUUUGGGUUAGGAAAUAUGGAAAAUUUAGUGAACUGAUGUACAUCCCGCCACCCAUCAAAGCAAGCUUCAUUUUCCUCCUUUGUUUCUGAACCUAGGAGAAGUGAUGCUACUGUUUUUAGAGUUUCAAAUAAACUGCCAUACCUUGUUGGCAUCAAAGCAGGGCAGGUGGAAGAUUUAGGACGUAUUUCCCAAAAGUACGGUAGUUGUUUCGUGUCUGCAGUAUCUAUAUGCAAAAACUCUUAUAAGUCCAACCAUACUUUGCAGUUCAUUUGUGUGUUUUUCUAAAUAAUCAGCCCCACGCCACCCCCACCCCUAUACUUAAUUGGUCAGCAAGCACACCCUAAAGGAAGAAGUGGAUGGAAACAGAGGUGGACCAAGUUCCCACAGUGGUGGAUUUGAAGUCCUGUGAAGCAGCCACUCCUUGCUGAGAUUAUUUUUGCAGAAUGUCAUCAGAUGAGGAAAAAUACGCAUUUCCAGUUAUGCAGAAUGACUGCAACCAAAACAGUUCAGGCUCUUCAGAUCUUCAGGAAGAGUAUGAAGAAUUGCUUCGUUAUACUAUAGUGAAUCCAAAUAUUGAACCAGGUACUUCACAGCCAUCUCAUUCUAAGGGAGAAAUGGUGCCAGAUGUUAGAUUUCAUACUAUAAUUGAUGAUAUUCUUCAUAAUCAAGUAAGAAGAGAAAGAGAAACAAGGACGGAAGUUAGAAAAGGACGUGAUUUAAAUAUUUCAAGUCAUUCAAAGACAGAAGGGUUGUCACCAGUGUCAUCGCCAAGGAAGCCUUUUCACCCCGUUAUGGAUUUUUUCAGUUCAAAUCUUUUGGGCGACUCUUCCACACCAGGGUCUGGUUCUAGUCAUGCAGGUGCCCAUGAAAUACUUGUGGGCAAUUCUGUUGUUUCUGAAGAAAACCUUCAAAAGGUGGAAAGUGUACUGGAUCUUUGGAGUUCAGGUCUUAAGUCAAACGUCAUAUCUGAACUAACUAAAUGGAGACUAAAUUUUAUUGACUGGCACCGUAUGGAAAUGAAAAAAGAGAAAGAAAAACAUGCAGCACAUUUAAAACAACUAUGCAACCAGAUCAACAGCUUGAAGGAGCUGCAAAAAGCCUAUGAAAUCUCCAUUGGGAGAAAAGAUGAGGUGAUUUCCAGCUUGUCUCAUGCUAUAGGCAAGCAAAAGGAAAGGAUAGAGUUGAUGAGAACAUUCUUCCACUGGCGAAUUGGCCAUGUCAAAUCCCGACAGGAUGCUUAUGAAGGGAAACUCGCUGACCAGUACUUCCAGAGAACUUUACUGAAGAAAGUGUGGAUGGGCUGGCAUUCCACGGUGCAAAAGAAGUGGAAGGACGUGGUGGAGCGAGCUUGUCAAGCAAGAGCCGAAGAAGUUUGUGUCCAAAUUUCCAAUGAUUAUGAAAACAAAGUUGCUGUGUUAUCUGGAGCUUUGGAAAAUGCAAAAGCUGAGAUCCAAAGAAUGCAACAUGAAAAAGAGCACUUUGAAGAUUCCAUGAAAAAAGCUUUCAUGAGGGGUGUGUGUGCAUUAAAUCUUGAAGCCAUGACAAUGUUUCAAAACAGAAAUGAUGCAGACUUCACAAAUAGUAAGAAGGAAGAGUAUGGUCCUGCUCAUCUGGAUCCUUCGGCUGCGAUACCCUCAGCAGCCGCCACAGCACCGUCCUCAGCAGCAGCAGCCAUGGGGGCGGCCAGCACUGCUGCCUUUCCCUCCGCCACGACCAUCACCUCUGCGGGGACUGCUUCCGCCUCCUCUGUUUCUGCUCCUCUUGGUGCGGGAUCCACAGUUCCCACUGCGUCCGAAGAAACGUAUGUACCCAGAGUUGUGACAUCUGCACAACAGAAAGCUGGAAGAACAAUUACCGCCCGGAUCACAGGGAGAUCUGAUUUUGCUUCAAAAAACAGAAUUAGUAGCAGUUUAGCUAUAAUGGGAGUUUCUCCUCCCAUGAGUUCAGUUGUUGUGGAAAAACAUCAUCCAGUCACAGUGCAAACCAUUCCUCAAGCUGCUGCAGCAAAAUACCCCCGGACUAUUCAUCCUGAAAGUACUACCUCAGCUUCCAGAUCUCUCGGAACCAGAUCAACUCACACCCAGUCUCUCACAAGCGUUCACUCCAUCAAAGUGGUUGACUAAAAUGAAUGUGUUCAUAUUAAGAUCUUCUAAGUGCUCUGGUUUUACCAAGGAUUAGAAGUCUUUAGUUUCAAAUUUUUCCAUAUUUUUAGAACAUCAUGGAUACAUCAUGUUCACCUUUUCAAAAUUAUAAGAGACUUUUCAAGCCACACCAUCCUUUGUAAAAUAAUAUGUAGGAUUAUUUUAAUGUUAUUUUUUUAAUUUAAGCAAUUAAGUAAAACUUUUUUAAAUUAAAAAACUGGACUAUAUUUUUUAAUAGGCUCAGCCUGUGGCUGAUUUUACCAUCAAAGUAUAUAAAUCCUGUUUUCUCUACAUUAUUCCACAAAGCUGAAUCAUUUCUAAGGUUACUAAGUAAACUUUGAGAAGUUUAUUUUAAAAAUUAUUAAAACUAAUAGAAACUAAGGUAUUUUUAUUUUUAAGUGAAAAAGAUAAAAACCAAGAGUAGUGAUAUUUUUACCACAGAGUUUUUUGUGACUGUAGUAUAUUUGUCUUCAUUUUCUAGUAGUCCAGCAAUUAAAGAUAGGGGGAAAUGGCAACACCUAUGAAUAAUUUUUGAUGUUAAAAGGGAAAAAAUUUACCAGCACAAAAACACAGUUACAGAAACAUAAAAAGAAAAUUUUCUAUUAGAAUGAUCCUAUUUCUGAUAUUCUUCCUUGUCUCUUUUGAAAACGCAGUUUUGAAUCCAUAUUGUUCUCACUAAACAUUCAGUGUCCUGGAAUGGUAUAGCCCUGGGCAAAUCUUUCAAGCCUGAAGAGAGACUUUUCAGUGCUGGCCAAUAGGAAAAUACCGUCUGGGCAGAACUGACCAAGGAGUACAGAACCAGGCUUCUUAGGGUUUUAUUGCUGGUUGCCGGGGUUAAAGUACUUAUGGGUUGCAUAAAAAAUGAGUAGAUUCUGAAGCAUCUGUCUAGGGCCUCAAUUUCCAUAUUGUUAACAGGAAAUUAACAAUAUCAGAUAUCCCAUUUUCUAACGGGGCAAACCAAGGCUUUUCUGAAUUAUUAGAAGUAUCUGGCCAUGUCUUAAAGAGUAUUAGACCCUUCUUAUGCCAAACUUGUUCUGGGUUCUGGCCCAGCUACUACUGUGGCAAACAGCUCAUGGAUUACAACAAACACAAACCAACAGCACCUCAUCUACUGCCUAU